Messenger RNA from Polypterus senegalus (gray bichir), 1979 nucleotides. RefSeq names its product tetraspanin 33a (gene tspan33a). The coding region runs from base 240 to 1085 and encodes 281 amino acids. The record is from RefSeq and is a predicted model, not a curated record. NCBI's taxonomy places the organism in Eukaryota, Metazoa, Chordata, Cladistia, Polypteriformes, Polypteridae. The transcript is spliced from 8 exons. Gene Ontology annotation, cellular component: membrane.
CUGCGCGCACUAAAUAAUGAAAGUCGGCAACUUUUUUUGUCGAAAUUUCACAACUGUGGGCACGUAGUGUAACUGCAAAUACUUAUUUCUGCACAUAUCGAGGAAUGAUUUGAAAUAUUUGACUGUCUUAAUUGUACUGGAGGGAUGCUCUGCCUUGUCUUGGUUCGACAUCACGGGUUAAACUUUACAAUUUAAAAGCAAGUUUAUCUGACUGAAACGCUUUACUCACGUCUAACACCAUGGCUCGGAGACCCAAUCCGACAUCCAAGGAGGAUUUUAGUUUCGUCAGCCCCAUCUUAAAAUAUUUGCUGUUUAUUUUCAAUAUGAUCUUCUGGGUGAUUGCAAUGAUAAUGAUUUCUAUUGGAGUAUAUGCAAGAGUAACAAAACAUGUAGAAACUGCUAUGGCAUGUCUAGCUGUCGACCCUGCUGUCCUGUUAAUGAUAAUUGGAAUCGUAAUGUUUAUGAUCACAUUCUGUGGUUGUGUUGGGUCUCUACGAGAAAACAUUUGCCUAUUGCAAAUGUUUUCUGUUUGCUUGACCAUAAUUUUUCUACUUCAGCUGGCAUCUGGGGUGCUUGGAUUUGUUUUCUCUGAUAAGGCAAGAGAAAAAGUAAGUGAAAUUAUCAACAAUGCUAUUGUUCACUACAGAGAUGAUCCAGACCUUCAGAACCUUAUUGACUAUGGACAGCAAGAGUUUCUUUGCUGUGGUGGCAUCUCUUACAAAGAUUGGUCUCAGAAUAUAUAUUUCAACUGUUCAGCAGAAAAUCCCAGCAGGGAGCGCUGCUCUGUUCCCUUCUCAUGCUGCCUGCACACAACUGAUAAGGCAGUGAUAAAUACAAUGUGUGGACAAGGAAUGCAAGACUUGGAUUACACAAAAGCUGGAGUUUUUAUCCACACCAAUGGCUGUAUUGAUAAAAUGGUAAACUGGAUUCAUGGUAAUCUUUUUCUACUAGGAGGAAUAGCUUUGGGUCUUGCAAUUCCACAGUUGGUUGGAAUCCUUCUUUCACAAAUUUUGAUCAAUCAGAUAAAAGAUCAAGUAGAACUGCAAAAGUACAAUCUUCAGCAUCAGGCUGAUCUAUGGCACUGACAUACAAGAAAGUACCAAGAUCAAGAAGAGAAGCAGCAGUUCUCCUCAAUGCUAUGCUGUCUGGAAAUCUCAAGUAUUACAGUACAAUACUGUACAUUAUUUUACCAAAUGUAGGUUUCUGUCAUGUCAUUAUCCUGAUAUCUAGCUAAUGCCUCAGGUUAGUUUAGUUAUGACAAGGUUUUAAAAGGAAUUGAAUAUGCUGUCAUGGGAGCUGUUUUUGAACUUCAGGAAAGGGGACAGAAAAUGGCCAUACAAUUUUAAAGUUGGCUUAAAUUAUUAUUUAUGAUGUCAUAGCAAAAUGAAUCUGUUGAAUUUAGUGAUAAACUAUCUAAAUAUGUCUUACUACUGUCUAAAAAAUGGAAAACAGCAUUUUACGAAUAUUCAGGCAUGUGCGUUUUUUUUUUUAAUUUAGUGUUGAACAUCACAGUUCUCAGAAAUUUUUAACUACUACAGUCUGUAGACUAUACAUCCCAAUAUAGAAUAUCCAAUAUGUUAUGGCUACUAGAAGAUAAAAUGCCACUAAUAUAUUUCUCUUCCGUUAAUAUAAAAUUGACCUUAAAUGGUUGUUUGCAAUUAUUGAGAAACAAAAACAUUAGAAUGUUCUCAUUGUGUUUGAAUUUUUGUAACUGCCUAUCAGUUUUCUAAGCCUUACCAAUGCAGGGUCCUGUGAAGAUUAAGCCCACUCCAUUUGAAUUUAAAACAUGUUGAUGCUGCCACAGAAAGCCUGAUAAUUUCAGAAAUUCUGAACUACUGAACUUAUUCUCUAGUGCCAUAAGUUAAUCUUGUAUUUUAUUGAAUUGCUAUAUGCACCUGUUAUUUGUAUAUUACAAUCUAAAAUGUAUUUUGUUGUCUUGAAGAAUUUUAAAAACUAAUAAAAUGAAUGUUGUUAUAAUG